Molecule: messenger RNA, 2317 nt
Organism: Chinchilla lanigera (long-tailed chinchilla)
Lineage: Eukaryota; Metazoa; Chordata; Mammalia; Rodentia; Chinchillidae
Gene: Zbtb3
Product: zinc finger and BTB domain containing 3
Exons: 2
Coding region: 587-2149 (520 amino acids)
Biological process (GO): regulation of transcription by RNA polymerase II
Cellular component (GO): nucleus
Molecular function (GO): protein binding; RNA polymerase II cis-regulatory region sequence-specific DNA binding; DNA-binding transcription factor activity, RNA polymerase II-specific
Source: RefSeq, a predicted model, not a curated record
UCUUGAACCCAGGGCCUUCACACAGAGCCACAUCCCCCGUCAUUUCUCUUUUGAGAGUUUUUUUCUUUUGAGAUAGUUUUAUUAACUGUAGUAUGGGUCGCUCCACCAGCCGCCGCCCCCACCCCGACUUUGGCAGACAGCCCCUCUAUCACACCCCGCCUCCGCUGGCCAGGUUGUGAAAUCCUUCCCUGGCUGAAUCCUUGACUCAGAAUGCCGCUGCAGACACAGAAGCGUCCAGAGAGGAGACCUACGAGAAAGGCCCAAGAGCCGCUGGCUCUAGAACCCGGCAGUCACGUGGCCUUGGGCAGGCGUCCCGUCCCAAAUACUGGGCGUCUCGGUGUGGUAAGCGAAAGCCCGACCUGCUCUCCUGCCGGAGCUGAUAGCUCACUUCCCUUAGUGCUGUCCCAUCUGCAGGAAGACUGGAUCCCAGGGACAGGAUGCUGCUUCUCAAAUGGCUGCGGCUGCGGAAGCCUCUGGGACUCCAUCACGCGUUCUGCUUAAGACCUAGCAAAGAGAGCUCAUCUCCUCGGCUUUCAGGGCGCCACUGGUGGGGACCUUUGGGGUUGCCUUCCCUUCGUGGCGUGCUAUGGAGUUUCCAGAACACAGCCAACAGCUGCUGCAGAGCCUCCGGGAGCAGCGGUCCCAGGGCUUCCUCUGUGACUGCACGGUGAUGGUGGGCAGCGCCCAGUUCCUGGCCCACCGGGCCGUGCUGGCCUCCUGUAGCCCCUUCUUCCAGCUGUUCUACAAGGAGCGGGAGCUGGACAAGCGGGAUGUGGUGUGUAUUCACAACGAGAUCGUCACGGCCCCCGCCUUUGGGCUGCUGCUGGACUUCAUGUACGCCGGCCAGCUGGCCCUGCGCGGCGACACCCCUCUGGAGGACGUGCUGGCGGCUGCCAGCUACCUUCACAUGAAUGACAUAGUCAAGGUGUGUAAACAGAGGCUGCAAGCCCGGGCCCUGGCAGAGGCCGACAGCACCAAGAAGGAAGAGGACACCAGCGCACAGCCUCCCGGCUUGGAGUUGCUGUCCAGCACCUCCCAGGGGCCUCAGCCGUCACUGGUGUCCUCUGAGACGUCCGGCCCGUGGGGCAAAGCGGAAUGGAAGAGCCCAGCCGCCCCCUUACCUGCUGUGUGUCCUGCAGAGGAGCCACCUGGGCCUGGUGGUGCAGACACCACACAGCCCGGCAUGGAGGUAGACGCCUCACACCUACGGGCAGGGCCCCCACCCGGAGCGGAUAGCUGUGUGUCUCUGGCCAGCCCCAGUAGCUCCACAGAGGUCCUGCCUGCAAACUACUUCCCUUCUGGCCUCCCUGCAGUUUCCGUGGAGCCCCUGACUCCCCUUGGUGCAGGUCCUGAGAGCCUGCGGGUGGUGGAGCCCCAGGAUCCUGGGGGACCACUGCAGAGCUUCUACCCUGCAGCUCCAGCCCCAGCUCCGGUGGAGGCCGAGCUGGUCCAGGUGAAAGUGGAAGCGAUCGUGAUCUCAGAUGAGGAGACGGAUGUGACUGAGGAGCAGCCUCAGGGUCCAGAGAAUCUGUUCCCAGCUGCAGGGGCCCUGUUCAGAGGACAGCCCACCCAGCCCGCGCAGCCUGCGCAGCCCCCCCAGCCCCCCGAGCCUCAGGCUUUCGAGGGGCCUGGCAGCGCCGGCCUGGAGGAGGUGGGGCCCGGUGAGCACUUCCUGGCUGCUGAUGCGCACUUGCCCUACCACCUCCUGCCAGGGUCCGGGCAGUACCCUCGAGGACUGCUGACCUCGCCCCUGCCGACACCCCUAGCCCUGCAGGAGCCACUGUACCCAUCCUCCGAGUAUGAAGCAGCUCCAGGAGGUUUUGGGGUUUUCACUGAGGACGUUCCUACCUGCAAGACUUGUGGUAAGACCUUCUCGUGCUCCUACACGCUCCGACGACACGCCACUGUCCACACGCGGGAGCGGCCCUAUGAAUGCCGCUACUGCCUGCGCAGCUACACCCAGUCCGGGGACCUGUACCGCCACAUCCGCAAAGCGCACAACGAGGACCUGGCCAAGCGCAGCAGAACCGAUCCGGAGGCUGGCUCUGUUCUGGGAGUGCAGCCCCGCCCUGGCUCUCCCACGGCAGAUAGACAGAGCAGUGGUGGGGGAGGGGCACCCAAAGAAUUUCUACUUGGCCCUAAAAACUGAUCUGUAGGUGCAGGAGCUGUUCCUAGGCCUGCUUUUCUUUGCCUUUCUUGCCUUAGAUGGCAGCGCAGAGGUGGGAGGCAUCUCGUCUUUCCGUUUUUGUUGUUUUUACGACAGGGUCUCACUAUGCAGUUCAGGCUGGCCUUGAACUCAACUGUGUAGCCCAGGCUG